Messenger RNA from Chroicocephalus ridibundus (black-headed gull), 2059 nucleotides. It is a transcript of the gene C1H3orf38, whose product is annotated as chromosome 1 C3orf38 homolog. The transcript has 3 exons. Lineage: Eukaryota; Metazoa; Chordata; Aves; Charadriiformes; Laridae. The record is from RefSeq and is a predicted model, not a curated record. The coding region runs from base 85 to 1008 and encodes 307 amino acids.
GCGCCGUACGGGAAGCUGCCGUUGCUAGGGGCUGUGCUGCGGGAAGCGGUGGCGCUUGCAGCUCCCGCUCCGUCGGGCCGGGCGAUGGCGUCUUUGGGCCUGAGCGAGCGGGAGCAGGCCGGGUGUCGCCAGCUGCUGGAGUUUCUGGAGACCGAGGAGCUGAUGGCGCUGACGGACACCGUCACGAAUCGCCUGGUGCACCCGGAGAACCGCCAAGAAGCCAUUCAUGCCAUUUUGGUUUACAGCCAGAGUGUAGAAGAACUUCUGAAACGCAGAAAAGUCUAUCGAGAAAUAAUUUUUAAGUAUUUGGCAGCACAAGGAAUUCCAGUGCCUCCUUCCUCUGAGAAACAACUACUUAUUGAUCGUGUAAAACAGUACUGGAGCGGGCAGCUCACAACACAUGCCUUAGGGGAAAGAAAACAACACACGGAGAGUCAUGGAGAGAGUCAGAAGUCACCACAAGAUGCCAUUCAUGAUCUAGGAGAAGAAUUCUGCCAGUGGUUCUUUGAACUCCUGAAUUCGCAACAUCCCUUGGGAGUAAAAUCUGAAGAAAGGUGGGGACCACAGCAUUUUUGGGAGAAUGCUAAAAUGAAGUUCUCUUACAACACAUUAGAAAAAAACGUGGAAGAAUACGUUGGUGCAGAAAUGGUGAGCCUUCGUCUGCUCUCCUUGGUUAAAGAAGAAUAUCUUCUAUUCAACCCUAAUUUGCAUGCCAGUGGACUGAAAUGUGCCAUGUCUCGACAUGGGUUAGUACUGGUAGCAGUGGCUGGCACGGUACAUAGAGACAGCGCUUGUCUGGGCAUCUUUGAACAAAUUUUUGGACUCAUCAGCUGUCCUGUUCGGGAAAACACCUGGAAAAUAAAAGCUGUGAAUCUUAAAAUAGUUGGACAGAAUGCUCUGGAGCCUGGGAUGCAAAUUGAAAAACCCUCCCUAAAAUAUGAGUCAAACCAACUGCAAGAGUUCUAUGAUGGGAAAGAACUGACUGUGUUUGACCCUCAGAAAUUCUGAGCAGUUCUUUCACAACUGAGCGACUGGGUGAGGGGGGGAACAUACACCACUUGUAGUGCAUAGCUGAAUAUUGAAAUGGUUGCAGCCAUGUGAUGUCUCUCUUUUGAGUCGGGUUUGCUGGAUGACAAACUGAAAUAGAGAGUCUAAAGUAUUAAUCAAGGUGAUGCUUUUGAGCACCUUUCCAAGAGCUAACAAAUAUUUGACAGUAUUACUUCAGAUUUUGUACUGUAGUUAGGAACGGAGUUAGUUUGGUUAUUCUUGGUUACAAAACAUGGUUACAUUUAAAUAUAGGUUGGCAGCAGUAUAUAAUGAGCUAGAUGACUUGAGGUUCACAAACUGCAGGUUACUUCUCUUCAGGUCACCAGUUUAGACUCUUCUCUGAGUUGUAACAGGAAGUCACCGGUUCUGGCUUUUUGAAAUUGGGAUUGGUGAGUAUCUAAAUGGACAUCUAAGUCACAAGAAAACUAUCUGCCACUUCAAGAGUUUUUGGAGAGAAGAGACAAAAUAAUGUGAAUGGAGACUGCUGCCAUUUAUACUCUAAAUUACAUUCUGUCACUGAACAAUAGUAGUAGUUUAACGGGACAAUGCAGGGAACUUAGCAUCGUGUAAGUCUCUCUCUCUUUGGGUUAAUAGCUUCCUUUCCUUUUACCUUUACCUUAUGGUUCCAACUUUGUAAUGAAUACAGACAAACUUUCUGUUGUUCUGUGUCCCCAGGCAGACAAAUUUGAGAUGGUUGCCCGGGCAUCCAUUUCUAGCACUGACCCUUUGAUCGAGUGGUUGAUUUCAUGACUUACAGCAGCGCUGUAUGAACCAAAUGCUUUGAUAAUUAUUUUGUAUAUACUUACAACAGAGUUUUUAAUAUAAAAGUUGUGAUUUUUGUAUGUUUUCUCAAAAUAAGAAUUUUGUUUACUCUGAGCUGCUUUAUUAUGUUGACUAGAAGUCAGUUUGUUAACACUGGGCAGUUAAAAUGACAAAUGAUAUUAAAUAAAUAAUUUAAUUACUACUUAACUGAAAUUAUUGCCACUGUAGAACUUGAUUCUUUUUUUUUACU